This is a messenger RNA of Entamoeba dispar SAW760, 1722 nucleotides long. RefSeq names its product synaptonemal complex protein, putative. The coding region runs from base 1 to 1722 and encodes 573 amino acids. Lineage: Eukaryota; Evosea; Mastigamoebida; Endamoebidae. The record is from RefSeq and is a predicted model, not a curated record. The transcript has a single exon.
AUGCAAACGCCUCCAUAUCUUGUAGGGGUAACUGGAAUACAAAACCCUGUAAAUAGCACUCAAGUUGUUAGCAUAAACCUUACACCACAAACUAUAACAGAUUAUGGUAUCUCUAAUUUACAUGUAAAAAUAAAUAGAGACCUAAAUGAUUCUCAAUCUGAACUAAAACCCAUCCUUCCUUCUUUAGACACAUUCCAAUCAGCAUCAAGUCCAAUAAAAGAGAUUAAAAUUGAACAACGUCCUUCUGUUCAAAAAAUUGAAAGUGAACAAAAAAUUACACAAACAAAUGAAGGAGAAAAUAAACCAAAAAACGAGGUAGUAGAAGCUAUAAAAGAAGAAGAGUUUAGUUAUGAACAUAACGAGGAAAAUGAAACAAAUCCUGAACAAAAAGAAACUGAUGUAACUAAAAAAUUGAUAAAAAAAAUAACAAAAAGAAAAAAGAAAGUAACAAAGAAGGAUAAUCAAGAAUGUAAAGAACAGGACAAUAACCACAUAAUAAAUGAAGAACAAAACGAACGUAGUACAGAAGACAUAACCAAGACAAAGAAAAUAGCUAAAAAAAGAAUUGUAAAAGCAAAAACCAUUCAAAAAGAAGGAAAGGAAGAAGAGAAAGAGCAAAAUGAAAUGAAAGAUAAUACUGAAACGAAAACAAAUAAAGAAAAGAAAAAACCUAAGAAGGUAGUAAAGAAAGAAGAUAAAAAAGAAAUUCAAAAAAUGGAUGAACUUUGUGUAAGUAAACAAGAAGAAAAAAAAAUAAAUGAAAUAAAAACAGAAUUACACAGUGUUGAUGAUAAAGGAAUUGUUGAAAAAAUAGGUCAAGAAAAUAUAGAAAAAACGAAAGAAUUGUUAAAAGAAGAGAUUAAACAAUUAGAAGUAAAUGAAACAGCAAAACGAAUUAAAGAAACAACAGAAAAUGAAUCUCUAAAGAAAAAACGAAUUAAUCCACAAAUUGUAGAUCCAAAAGAAAUACAACAAAUUGAAGAAGAAAAUAUCAAAGAGGAAGAGAACGUCCCAAAAGAGAUUAAGCUAGUAGAGCCUAUGGAAGAAGAAAUUCAAGACUUAGACAUUGCACAAGGGCUUGACUCUAGAAUGUUUUCUAUUGAUAUAGAAAUAGGAAAAGAUAAACAAAUUCAUGUUGACAAAGAAUUUAAGAAAUGGUUAGAACAACAAAAUAUUAGUAUGUACGGAGAAGGAUGGGCAGCCAAGUUUAAGGAAGAAAAUGAUGAAGUAGAUGUAAAAGGUGUUGAAAAUGAAGAAGAAGAGGAAGAGGAUUCAGAAACUAUUGAUACUAAUAAAGAAGACAUCAUAGGUGAAGAAGAAGAUUUUGAAGAAACAAGAAAAAAAGCUGAGGAAAGAAAAGGACGAAGAGAAAAUCCAUACACUUCGGUCAUUGGUAAGUUACAACAAAAGCUUUUUGUUCAAAAGAAAUCAACAAGAGGAUAUGGUUAUGAUUUAGCCGACAAUUUUAUUGAUGAUGACUACGCCUAUUCAUUGCCUCGAUGUACAGUUCGUCCUGAAAUUCGUAUUGAAAAUGCUGAAAAGGUUCAACGGUUAACAGCUAAGAGGCAAGCACUUAAAUUAAAGAAGGUUGAAGAAAAAGAAGAGAAAACCAAUGAAGAACAAGAAAAAGAGACACUAAACGAUGAGAAUAGAAGCGAAGACAAAGAAGAAACAACUGGUUCUCAAGAAAAAAAAAAGAAAGGACAAAAAACCACUCUAUAA